Molecule: messenger RNA, 693 nt
Organism: Arachis ipaensis
Lineage: Eukaryota; Viridiplantae; Streptophyta; Magnoliopsida; Fabales; Fabaceae
Source: RefSeq, a predicted model, not a curated record
AUGACAGGUUUACUGAGGAAACAUGGAAUCAUUCACAAGGUGGCGACAGCUUACCAUCCCCAAACUAAUGGACAAGACGAGGUGUCCAAUAGGGAGAUCAAACGCAUACUAGAGAAGAUUGUGAAGCCUCAUAAGAGGGAUUGGAGUACUAGACUCGCAGAUGUGCUCUGGGCUUAUCGGACUGCAUAUAAGACACCCAUCGGCAUGAGUCCGUUCCGCCUAGUCUACGAAAAGGCUUGUCACCUUCCGGUAGAGGUGGAACACAAAGCUUUUUGGGUUGUGAAGGAAUGCAACUCAGGAUUGGGAGGAUCCGGGAUUGAAAGAAAGCUACAACUAGAGGAAUUGGAGUGCCUUCGACUAGAAGCGUAUGAGAACUCAAGGCUCUACAAAGAAAAGGUGAAGGAUGUGUAUGACAAGAACAUCAAGAGAAGAGAAUUUAGAGCUGGAGAUCAAGUCCUUCUCUACAACUCAAGGUUGAGGUUAAUGCCAGGCAAGCUAAGGUCAAGGUGGGACGGACUGUACAUGGUGGAAAAGGUGGAACCGUACGGAGUUGUCCACCUAAGUCACCCCUCAAGCCCCACUUUUUUCAAAGUCAAUGGCCAACGUUUAAAGUUGUAUCAAGAUGUGAAGAUGAAGAACAAUAAGGUGCUAGAGAUCUUCCUCUUGAAGGAUCCAGCCAGGGAAGAGGACUGA